AUGGAAUUAUUACAAGAAUUGGCUGAAGGGGGUUUUAUAGAAGAAUGCUUAAAUAUCUUCAUAGAAUUUUGUAAUGAUACAAAAUAUAAAAAAUAUAUUGAGCCUAAUGUACCCCUAUCGAUGUUGGAGCGCGGUGCAGAACUAGAAGUUCGUGCUCAGAAAAGCGGCGAAUUUCAUUUUUCACCUUCCCUGCCAUUUCAAAAGUGUCCACCAACUUCAGCUCUAAUUGCAUCGUUAGCUGACGUCGUGCACAACAUCACUACGUACAAGAACGCACCGGUGCAAGCGUGGAACGAUCAAGGCCUUUAUAGGGUAUUGUUCAAAUGUGUAUUUUGGUCUCAAGGACCGUUAUCUGAGGUGUAUCGCGUUCGCACGUCGACGUGUCGUGCUCUCGCCGUAGCAUCAAUGAGAAAGUGCGUGCGGACAUCUCUCGCGGGAACCAAAGAUUGUCUCUACAAUUUGCUUGUCAUGCUCACGCCCUUUGAAAAAGAGGAAAGUGAUCUAGAAUGUAUCUCAGCGCGUUCGCAAGCAUUGUACUUGCUAGCUUUGUUGCUACCAGAGCGCGCCGCCAGUGAUGCUGUGUGGUGGGAAUUGAAGAAAAAUCGUUUGAUGUUAUUCGAUUUACUGCUUCAAGCAUUAAAAAGUGAAUAUAAUGAAUUACAAGAAUCAUCAUUGCAUUGUAUUACACAACUGGCCAGAUCUCUAUUGGCUAAAAAACAGAAAUGCAAUGACUCAUCAAAACAUCAAUCAGAUAUAGAGUAUUUUGAUAACUUACCAUCAUCAUAUUCAAAAUCAGACUCGCUAAGCGCAGGGGACAGUGCGAGGGAGGACUGUCAGCCUGAAUAUAUGGUUGAAGAAAUCUGCAAGGUUCUGAUCAAAAUCUAUCAGGAAUGCUCCGAAAAAGAUAUAUCUUGUGCUAGUCAAGACGCCAGGUGGACGACAGUGUGCACGUGCCUGUGCGGCGUGCUGGCGGCCAGCGCGCGCGCGCGGCUCUACAGCGUGCACCGGCGGCUGCCGCGCGCCACGCUGCGCGCGCUGCACGCGCUGCGCGACGCGCUCUCCUUGCACGCCAAACCCGCAGACGUCAUCAGAAAUGCAGACCAUGAACCAAUGUUGAUUACUUUAAAUUGGGUUUUGACACUCAUCUCCUGCCUCAUGUACGAGUGCCCGCCGGCCAAGGAGCAUAUAGCUGAGGACAUCGCGCCCUCCCUCACGCGGCUGUGGCCCUGGUGCAUGAUGAAUGAACGAUUAAGAGAUACUCUUAUGAAUCUACUUGUUACAUUCACUAAUGAUUGCCCUAAAGCAUGGGCAGCCAUGUGCAGCUGCACGGGCGCGCGCAGCCUGGUGGGCGAGCUGUGCGCGCUGGCGGGCCGCGAGGCCGCGCGCCCGCGCCCCGCCGCGCUGCCGCGCGCGCUCACCGCCCUCGCGCACUGCGCGCCGCAUCACCAUUGUAGGGCUAUCAUGCUUAAGAACGACAUACUCUCGUGUAUAUGCAAGCUGCGCGCGCGUGGCGCCAGUGUAGAGGGUGGUGCGGGCGCGGCGUGGGCGCGGCUGUGCGCGGCGGCGGGCGCACACGCGGACGGCGCGGCGGCGCUGCUGGCGCUGCUGGGCGCGCCUGCGCUGCGCCCCGCGCCCGUCGCGCUGCUGCCCGCGCUGGCGCACGCCGCGCACCACCAUCGCCAAGCCUUCCUGCAGUCGCCGGAUCUACUGGAUUUUUUAUCGAGUUUUCUUCUAACGGGAAAUACAAAGGAGGUGGUGCUAGCGGCGCGAGCGGUGUGGGCGCUGGCGGCUAACAAUCAUAGGGCAAAGCUAGUGUGCCGCAGCGCGGGCCUAGUGUCGGCGUUGGCGGCGGCGCGCCGGCGCCUGCAGGCCGCGCGCGCCGGCGACGCGGCCCGCGCGCUGGAGCUCCUCACCUACACUCACACCAUUCUACAGGCGACC
This is a messenger RNA of Brenthis ino (lesser marbled fritillary), 1941 nucleotides long. Lineage: Eukaryota; Metazoa; Arthropoda; Insecta; Lepidoptera; Nymphalidae. The record is from the annotation of a GenBank genome assembly.